Messenger RNA from Drosophila miranda, 864 nucleotides. RefSeq lists its product as uncharacterized. The transcript has 3 exons. NCBI's taxonomy places the organism in Eukaryota, Metazoa, Arthropoda, Insecta, Diptera, Drosophilidae. The record is from RefSeq and is a predicted model, not a curated record. Bases 1 to 657 code for a protein of 218 amino acids.
AUGCAGACCGACCUGGUGGUACUUCUAUUCCUCUGCUGCUGUCUCGGCGGGGGGCAAGUGUGCUGCGAUGAACAGUUGGUGUACAAGAUGACGAACAUAGAGUGCCUUGGGAACCCGGAGCGUGUGCAAAAUUUCUCCUGCUAUCUGAAAGCGGUCAACUGGAAUAAGGCCGUCGUCAAUAUGGACUGUUACAUCACUGUACCACUGCGCAAUCCUGUGGUUCGGCUGCAGGUCUUCAAGAGGGACUAUAGCAACAAGUGGCAGCCUUUCCUGAUAGACGUCUCUAUUAACGUAGGCGACGUGAUGUCUAGGAGGAACUUCCUGCCCUACGGUGUCAUCUUCAGGAAGAUAGCCAGGCGUUUCAGCAACCUCAAUGGCUCCUUCCCAAUUUCGGUAUGGGUUGUGGAGGUCCCCUUGAGUAGCUGCUUUUUGAAUAUCCUUUACGUGUAUUUCCGUUUUCAGGGUCAUCUAUACGGUCGGAAUGGGUUCUUGGACCCAUCCUUGGUUCCACCCUUUCCAAUUGGCCUCUAUCAGGUGAGCGGCGUAGUCGUGGAUAGAAAUGCCACCGCCAGCGAGUACGUGGGCACCGUCAAGUUCUUUUUGCAGGCCAUGGAGCCGGUGAAGAGCAAGAAGAGACCCACGUCCAAGAAGCAGUGAGAGAACGUCGGCUGUAUGGGGAAUAAAGCUCAAAAUAAACUUUAAACUAAAAAUGAAUCAUUAUUUUGGAUGGAAUAAAAGACAGUUUCGCUUGGAACAUUUACGCUUGUCACGUUUAUUACGAAACAAAUAUAACACACAGAAAUAAAAGCCAUACUCGUAUUUGCUGAUUUUACCCCAUUGUCAAUCCAAAAUAUUGUACUUGAA